AUGUCGUCUUUAUUCAAAAAGGAAAAAGAUAUGGAUACAAUUGAGGAUGAGAAAUCAGAUAGAAAUAAAUAGAUUUAGGAAAAAAGGAAGAAAUCUUCAAUGGGAGGAGGAAUCAUGGGAGGCAUUAAAAAAUCAUUAAAUGAUUAUGUUAGAAAAAAAAUAGAAAGUAAGAUUAUGGAGUUCCUGGCAAAAUAGAAACCAAAAGUAAAAGAGUAGCUCAGAGAUAAGGAUAUGCCAGUAUGCGUUUAAAAUUUUGUUGAAGAAGUAGUUGAGGAAAAUUGGCCUGUUCUUGAAGAAGAAGUUUAGUACUAGCUUCGUAUUAGAACAGAUUACCCAUAUUCCAAUUAAGUUAUACCAAAUUUACCUUGGUAUAAAUGGAUACCUUGGAAAAUAAGAUCAACUAUCCAAUACUCAGUAAUGCCUCACAAUAAAACUUUAGGUUAAAAUAUCAAAAAUCCAUUGUGGUUAAUUUAAACUAUAGCAAGUCUCUGCCCAUUCUAUGGAGUUAAUAGCUUCUACUUUAUUUUUUUAUUCUUAAUAAUUGAUAAGAGUGAUGAAUAUCAGCUGAUUAAUUUUAUUCUUUCAUUUAAGAGAUUCUAAUUCUUUGCUUUUGGGUUAAUUGGAGGAUUUGUUGGGUUUUAUCUUUAUUUCUACUGUGUAGAUUAAACUAAGCAUUUCAACUUGUCAGUAUAAUAAAAUUGCCAUGAAAAUGGACCAGGUAGUCUCAUACACGUGAGAAUAGAUUUAAUCUCUUUUGGUAUUCAUUUGAUUCUAACAUGGAUUGUAUUAUUUUUCCUCCCCUUCUCUGAGUAAAAAGGCUAGCUCAGAUUCCGUAUAGCUGAUAAAGAAUAUCAAAAAGAAAAGGAAAAGAUUGGUAAGGAAAAGGAAAAGCGUAAAAAGGAAAGAGAAAAACUAGUUAAAAAGAUUGAAGAAAAAGUAUAAAAGAAGAAGAAGAAAGGUGAAAAUGCAUAAUUCAGUGAUUUUGUUGAAGAAUAUAAUUUGAAAUAAUAUGAUGAUCUUGAAGGUUAAGAAGAAGAGAAGAAAUUUUGUGUGUUGGACCGUGGUGGUCAUAUGAAAUUCUUAAUUAUUUGGGAUAUUGUUAUGUUUUCUUUAUCUUUUUCAUUCUUCUAUUAUAACUUCUAAAAGGAAGACAGAACAAAUUUUUAAGAAGCUAAAGGUACUAUUUACUUUUGUAAAUGGUUGUAUGCAAUCCUCAGCUUUCCUUUCUUAUUAUUUUCUAUUCCUUUAAUUAGUAGUUUAUUAAGUAGAGCACGUCCUACCGCUUAUGAUGAGUUUGGUAAUACAGUACCUGUACUAGGUGAGAUUGAUUAUAAAGAAGAUAUUUUAGGUGAUAUUGAUGUUGAUGCAGAAAUGAAUUCAACUUUACCAAUUUAAUCUAAUCUUAACACUCCUACAUCAAGAAGUAACUACAAGUGA
Tetrahymena thermophila SB210 is the source of this 1437-nucleotide messenger RNA. RefSeq names its product transmembrane protein, putative. NCBI's taxonomy places the organism in Eukaryota, Ciliophora, Oligohymenophorea, Hymenostomatida, Tetrahymenidae. The transcript is spliced from 2 exons. The record is from RefSeq and is a predicted model, not a curated record.